This is a messenger RNA of Lampris incognitus (smalleye Pacific opah), 1008 nucleotides long. Its product is annotated as coiled-coil domain-containing protein 106-like. The coding region runs from base 1 to 1008 and encodes 335 amino acids. The record is from RefSeq and is a predicted model, not a curated record. Lineage: Eukaryota; Metazoa; Chordata; Actinopteri; Lampriformes; Lampridae. The transcript has 4 exons. Gene Ontology annotation, cellular component: nucleoplasm.
AUGUCUUCAGUGUGGCAACACAAGGCGUCAGGCUACUCCCCGUGUGUCGAGAUUGACUCCAGCUCUGCAAGAAGGAAGGACAGAGUCGGCGCCCCAGCCUGGCUAAAACAGGAGCAAGACAACCUCAGCAUCAUCGAGUGGGAGAAUUUUCACACAGGACCCAGUUCGGAUAUGGUUCAGGACAACACGCCCAGCAGCGCCAUGUCCAUUGCCUCUAAUUCAGAGGGUCUUCCCCCCAAGGUGCUGAUGAUCAUCACCAAACUUCAAUGCAUGCUGGAGAGCAAACAAGAGCGCAUCAUUGCCCUGGAGAAACAGGUGGAGGACCUGAUGCAGGACCGCAAAUUCCUCAGGAGACAAGUUGAGAAUCUUACCAGUAAUCGCCCUGUGUCUGCUUUUGCACCACAUGCUCCAGUGGCUGAAGCUUCUAAAGUCAGCAAGGUGCAGCAGUCAGAGGCCAAAUCAAGGAAAAGAGACAGGGCCUCUUCCUGUUCCUCUUUGAGCAAUGGCAGUGAUUCAGAUGCAUCUGACGCCUCUGAGGUGUCUGCAGCCUCCAGUGACCACAAGAAGAAAAGUCACCACAAGGACAAGAGAAGAAGAAAGAAAGGGAAGGACUACAGCCGCAAGAGAGCUACUGGUGUCCAGUAUGUCAUACAUCGCUACAAACAAGUCCUGUCUGCCUUCAUCAAGAAGAAAAAUAUGAGCGAGGCCUUCCGCCAUCUUAAUAUCGACCGGAACACCAUCGCCAACACGGCAUGUAUUGCCGAGCUCCAUCUAGCUGGGAAGGAGUUAAUUCCCCUGAUGGGCCCGUUUCGUCAAGGAGAGGAAACCCUGGUCAGCUACGCUCAGAGGUGCUCUCUGUUCAUUGACAGUGAUGCAGAACUGUCGAAGAAAAUAGACCAGAUGAAAGCCGAUGGCGAGCUCCUGCCCAUCUCAGGAAAAAGGGCCAAGGGGAUACAGUUCCACCUCCAGCCGCCAGGGGGCGCGGUAGAGAGUAUUUUGCUAGGUUAA